Botrytis porri is the source of this 3996-nucleotide messenger RNA. RefSeq lists its product as uncharacterized. NCBI's taxonomy places the organism in Eukaryota, Fungi, Ascomycota, Leotiomycetes, Helotiales, Sclerotiniaceae. Gene Ontology annotation, molecular function: sterol binding. The transcript has 9 exons. Gene Ontology annotation, cellular component: cortical endoplasmic reticulum; cytosol; membrane. The coding region runs from base 504 to 2174 and encodes 556 amino acids. The record is from RefSeq and is a predicted model, not a curated record.
GCUCACUUCCUGAUAGGUAGGUAGAUAGGAGAUGUAAUAAGUAUAACUUAUAUAAAUAUCUCCUCUUACAUAACUUAUAGUUAAGUUAGUUAACUAUUCUUACAUAAACAUAAUAGUACUCACCUGUCACGCCUACUUACCGCAUCGCCGACCACUGCCAGUCAUACACUAAAUUUAAAUUGUUACCCAGAUUGAAAGCCCUGUGACGUUGCAUGGUUCCUCGGAUCUCCCCUCUAUUCAGCACAGUACGGUACUUCCUGCCGUUAACGAACACUUUUUAAUGGUCCACCUGAGGUUUUUACUCACACUUUUUGACCAAACCAUUUCCAACGACAUACCUUGAAAUCCUUUACAUUUGUUCACACAUUUCCCCCAACCCAGCUUCCCAUUACAUCCACCUUAUUUGGAAAGUGGUGGAUACGCAGAUCUUCUCUUGAUUUCCACAACAUCUAGAAAGAAAGAACGCUCUACAGUAAUUUUUACUAUUUAUUUAAAUCGCAAGGAUGGUGAGCUUGGGUCAUGUUCAUCGGAGGCAGUCUGGUGCAAGCAACCGGUCUUCCGUCGACGAAUCGAAGGUUUCUGAUGCCGAGGAUGAGACUACGGUCGUUGAGCCAGAUCAGGGAAAUGUUCUCUCACACAUCAUCUCGCAGCUUCGUCCGGGAGCGGAUCUGAGCCGCGUCGUCUUGCCUACCUUUAUUCUCGAGCCCAGGAGUAUGCUGGAAAGAAUCACAAACUUCAUGGCACAUCCGGAAACUCUGCUUCCCAUGGCAGAGGUAGAGGACCCCUUGCAAAGAUUUACUUCGGUUGUGAAGUUUUACUUGAGUGGAUGGCACAUCAAACCUCCAGGGGUUAAGAAACCACUCAAUCCUAUCCUCGGCGAAAUUUAUACUUGUUAUUGGCAGUUUCCAGAUAAUACAAAGGGAUACUAUAUUUCCGAGCAAACCUCUCAUCAUCCACCGAAAUCCAGCUACUUCUAUAUGGCGCCAGAACACAACAUACGGAUCGAUGGAUGUUUGAAACCUCGAAGCAAAUUUUUGGGCAAUUCUGCGGCUAGUAUGAUGGAAGGUAUUGCUAUUUUGAGAUUUUUGAACAGAGGGACUGGGCCUAAGGGAGAACGAUACAUUCUGACCCAGCCCAACAUGUACGCUCGAGGUAUUCUUUUCGGUAAGAUGAAAUAUGAGCUCGGUGACCAUAGUUUUGUGCGCUGCCCGGAGCUCGGAUUGAGCGCGGAUAUCGAGUUCAAGACGAAGGGCUAUUUUGGAGGAACUUACAAUGCUAUUGGGGGUAGUAUUAAGAAUGACAAGACAGGGGAAAUUCUCUACGAGCUUUCGGGUAUGUGGAAUGGAGAAAUGUUUAUCAAGAACGUUAAGACGGGUAAGAAAGACCUUUUGUUUGAUGCUACGAGAGCGAGACCAUCACCUCCAUUAGUGAGACCUUUAGAAGAACAAGAUGAUAGAGAAUCGCAAAAGUUAUGGUUUAAGACGGCAAAAGCGGUCAAAGAACGCAACCACGAAGUCGCGACAGAUGAGAAGACAUUUAUCGAAGAUAUGCAGAGAGAUGAGGCUGCAAAGAGAGCAGAAGAUGGUGUUGAAUGGACUCCCAGGUUGUUUCGACCAGUACGAGGUGGCCCCGGCGGGUCCGAAGAGGGCGAAGAAGAUCUAGAUUGGAUCUUGAAUGCAAGCAUUGAUGGCGCUAGUCCACAAGAACAGACGGAACAAAUCCUCGCGGUUUAUCCAAUCCUUCCAGGUCAGAAAUUCACGGAAAAGAACCGUAUUCCUCCACAGCAUCACCAACAUACAGAACAGGCCACUCCAUUAUCACCCACGAUCCCAGUGGCAGCUCCAGUUUCAAUACCCUCCCAGGAGAAGGACAAGGAGAAUCUCAUUGAUUUGGGAAGAGAAUCACCAGCGCCAGUCCAAUCUCAGCAUGUACCAGCUGAUCUCCUUGCCGCUCAGACACAAAAUAAUGGACAUCAACAAAAGGAUCUUGAGCGAACCCUCCAGUCCACUAGUACGGUCCAGGGUCAGAACCAGAGCUCUUUAAUCGACUUCCAUGAUGAUCUAAGAAAAGACUUACCAGCAGCUACUGACACCCAGGGGACGGCCACCUCCACCCUGUAUCGACAGGAUACAGAUACUCACAGUGUCGACGAGUUUGUAGAUGCUGAGGGUUGAUUCGAGGGAGAAACAUGCAGUGGGAUGUCGGAAUGAGUCGAGCUUGGCUAAUGUAUAAGUUCACAUGCGAUGCUCAAUGCCCCCCAAGCUGAGAAGUUCAAUCCGCAUUACAAUCAAGAUUUAUUUUUCUUUCAUGGUCGAAAAGGUUAAGGCAAGGAUUUACACGUGCAUUUGCGCUUGCAAUUUUUGGAAGCUCGGAUAUACUACUAGAUUGGACGGGCGGGGGUCAACCUGUACCUUUGUUAUAUAUGUUGGGAUUUUUGACAGUCUGCGAUGAGAUUGCUGGAUGGGAGAAUGGAUUGAUGAAACAAUCAUGCAAUGGAAUGAACUAGCUGCAUGGAUGUUUAAGUAAUGAAAUAUACACAACUUCUUCUAUUCUACCUGUUUUGACUUUUAACUCCACGUGAAUAUGUGCAUGUGCUUUUGAUAUCUUUUUAUUUGCGCUUUUGUCAAAUUUUUAAUGUGGCUAUUAUACGUGAGCAGCCUCAUGCUGCUUUGCUGUGCUUUGCUUCGCUUUUUGCUUGAAUAUUCCCCAGGUUAUUGAAACGAAUAAAUGACCAUGAAACGCCUUGUAUGAAUACAACUUCGUAAGAUCCUCAAUGCCUCGUACUAAAGAUGCUACGCUCUGCAUAUGAUGUCGAAUUUUCCACGGAUGGUUCCACCGAUUAGUUUCUCCAUCGUUAAGAUUUGCGGUCGAAAAAUGGUGUAUAUCCACUGUGCACUGAAAACAUGACAGAAUGUGCGCCUCGUUUUGUCUGUAGAGCGUCAAAGUAAAAACGAAAUAGUGGUAGGAGAUGCCGAAGAUUCGUGCGUUGCGUGUUUUGAGAAGUAUCUAUCAGCAUAAUCGUCUCCUCCCAAAGAGCAUCCCUCAACUGUCUUCGCCCCAGCUCUCAAUGCGCCCAUCAUCCUACAGUAUCGCCCCAGAUGACCAUUUCACAAUGAUCCAUCUCCAUCUCCACCUCACGCAUAUCUCUUCCUCGUGGGCUCGGGACUAGGACUCCUUGUCACGCUCCUCUCAUCUCUCCCCCUCAUCCUCAACCACUUCUUCGUACUCAACUCCAACUCGCGAUCCAACUCAUCGCUCGGAUUCUUGCGAUGGAUGAAAUUGCAAAAUCCGCCACGCACGCAUCCUUCGCCGCUGUUGAGCCGACAGCAUGCUUCGCGAAAAUCGGUGACGGGGGAGAGCUCGCAGUAGAUUGGGCGAGCGGCAUACCAGCGGGAAUUCAGUGCGUCGCAGGCUUUUUGCGCAGAGUCUUCGUAUUUGAAGCGCGCGUAUACGUUUCCGAUGAGACGAUCAUUAUUAUUAUCACACACGACGACCUCUUCAAUCUCGCCAAACUUGCACAUCUCGCACCAGAAGUCCUCGUAGAAGGCAUCGAAGUGGUUCUGUAACUGCGACGCAUUCAUCUUGUUUUUGGGGUCGUAGGCGGGAUUCUGGUAGAGGUUGGGGAGGAGGAUGGUCUGCGAGUAGGAAGGCUUGACGUGCUUGCGGGAACAACGGUCACCGUGGCGACAGGCGCCAAUCUUGUAGUAGAAGGAGCAAUUGACCUUGUCGGCUUCAGUACCGAAGAUGGAGGCGAGGUAGUUGGCCAUUUUGGAGAUGUGAGAUUUGGUUCCGACGGAGUAUAGCUCUAGAUACGAAUCAAGUUUGUGAAGGUUUGUUUGUUGAAUCUGAGUGUGGCAAUUGAUGGAGAGGAAAAAUAUCUCUCUUCAGCUUCGAUAAUAAUCUCUUGUUGUAUGGAAAGUAGCAGAAUGCACAAUGGGGAGUAUGCGUCGAUAGCAAUUUGUCUGAGUUCAAAAUGAGGCGCGCUUGAUAAUGUUG